Messenger RNA from Aspergillus nomiae NRRL 13137, 1596 nucleotides. RefSeq names its product MFS multidrug transporter. The record is from RefSeq and is a predicted model, not a curated record. Gene Ontology annotation, molecular function: transmembrane transporter activity. Gene Ontology annotation, biological process: transmembrane transport. The coding region runs from base 1 to 1596 and encodes 531 amino acids. NCBI's taxonomy places the organism in Eukaryota, Fungi, Ascomycota, Eurotiomycetes, Eurotiales, Aspergillaceae. The transcript is spliced from 7 exons.
AUGGCUAAACAAGAGCUUUCAGAAUCGGAGAGCCAAGAAAAGAUCACCGUGGUGGCUGGCAAGCCUACCAGGCCUCAGAUUGUGUUUCCACACGGGUGGAGACUGUGCUUUAUUAUACUUGGUGACCUAGAUGGUUUCAACAAAACAAGCUGGAUCGUUACCGGGUUUCUUAUUACAUUCACUGGUUUCAUGUCCAUCUGGACCAGGGUCAGCGACAUCAUUGGUAGAAAGAAAACCUUGCUUGCAGCCAAAGUUAUCUUCUUGGCAUUUUCACUUGGAUGCGGGCUAUCCCCGUCUGUCAACACGCUCAUUAUAUGUCGAUCAUUUCAAGGCAUUGGCGGUGCUGGGGUUUAUCCGCUCACCAUCUUGUGCUCCUAUGAGAUUGUUCCUAAGACGAAGGUGCCCCUAUUAGGCGGCAUAUUGGCGGUAGCCAUUGCAUGCGCAGCUCUAACAGGGCCUCUCAUUGGCGGAGUACUGGCGCAGAAUUCGGAGUGGAGAUGGGUUUUUUACGUGAACCUCCCACCUGGAGCAGUAGCCGUAGUGAUGCUCCUUAUCGCCAUGCCCGAGAACCUUGGGUCGGUGUCAUCAAAGUCUAUCGCCCAUUUGAGACCGAGCAUCACACUCUUCCGAGAGCUGGAUCUCGUGGGUGUUGUUCUACUGCUCAGUGCCUCUUUGCUGCCCAUCGCGGUGUUGAAUGAAACUAAUCUGGCAUUUGAGUGGGCGUCUGGGACUGCAAUUGGGCUCCUCGCUGCCGGUGGUGUAUCAUGGAUGGCCUUCUUUGCCUGGGAAUGGAUGAUCGAUGGACGUCCUGGCUAUCACCCGAUAUUCCCAAAACGAUUACUAUUCAACCGAGCUUGGAUGGCGAUGCUUAUAAUUACUUUCGCCAGUGGCUGUCCUUGGAACGUGGUAAUUGUCUACCUGGCACAGCGCUUUCAAGUCCUAGAAAGGUUGUCGCCUGUAGAUGCUGGAGUCCGGCUGAUCCCAUACGCGGCUCUUGCAACUGUGAGCACCGCCGCUGCUAAUCUUGCAUGUCUUCGAGGCCGUGUCCCCUUUGUAUAUCUCAUCCUCUUGGGCUCCGUGCUAAGUACGGUGGGAAUGGCUCUCUUUUCCAUUCUACCUCAGUCAGACGUGUUUCCUAGUGCUGGGUAUGGAUAUGAAGUUAUCGCAGGCAUUGGCAUUGGCAGCACUAUCGGAGUGUGCAUUCUAGCGAUACCUUACGUUGUCGAGACGCAGGACCUAGCAACAGCAACGGGUGCACUUAAUCAGUGCCGUUUUCUCGGAGGCGCAAUCGGCCUCGCCAUUGCGGCUAACAUCCAGUAUGGGAACUUGAAGAGCGAGCUAGCAGAUACACUUUCAUCUGAGCAGUUACAGCAAUUGUUGGAGAACAGCAGUAUGGUGGAGACCUUUCCUGUUAAGCUCCAGACUGCAAUUGGGGAUGUAUUUGCGAAGAGCUAUACCCGUCAAUAUCAGGCGAUGAUUGCCUUUGCAGCUGUGCAGAUUCCAGUAUCCCUACUAAUACUCCGGCGCGGUGGACAGUACGUGGUAAAGGAGGAUGAAACAACUGAUUCGGACAGCGGAUCAGGGACGACUGCUUAA